Molecule: messenger RNA, 252 nt
Organism: Symbiodinium natans
Lineage: Eukaryota; Dinophyceae; Suessiales; Symbiodiniaceae
Source: the annotation of a GenBank genome assembly
AUGCCCUCGUGUGUAGCGCAGAGAAGAGUGGCGGCUUUUCUUCACAGGAAGCCUGCUGCAAGUGUGGGGGUGGCCACAGGGCUGGCACUCCAUUUACUUACUACGUGGGGCCCUUGGUCAUCGGACUGGAGAGCGAUGACGUCAUUGGACACCCUGUGCCACGUACGGCCGCCAGCUAUGCCGUGGACAAGGACUGCCAGCUUCUCCAGCACGGCUUCACCAUUGAUGCCGAGACAGGGCAGCUCAAGCUGA